This is a messenger RNA of Pocillopora damicornis (cauliflower coral), 1123 nucleotides long. RefSeq lists its product as uncharacterized. Gene Ontology annotation, molecular function: microtubule binding. Gene Ontology annotation, biological process: chromosome segregation. The record is from RefSeq and is a predicted model, not a curated record. Gene Ontology annotation, cellular component: Ndc80 complex. Lineage: Eukaryota; Metazoa; Cnidaria; Anthozoa; Scleractinia; Pocilloporidae.
AUUGCAGUUUUGUUUACAGUUUGGGAAACGAAUUCUUGAUCUCGUCCUUUGAGGUUUUAACUACGAUGUCCUUCAAAGAAGCUGUGGAUACUCCCAAUGAAGUAAUUACAGUUCUUGCUAGCGCAGAAGACGAAGAAGCUCUGGUAAAAGUUGCGAAGAUCUAUAACGACAUUGAUGAAGAGCGAUCGCUACAGCAGGAAAGUGUCAAGACGACCUUGCGGGCCCUAAGUAAAAUAUUAGCGAAGAACGAGGAGGAAGAAAAAGCUUUGAGAGUCGAUGAAAAACUGCCGGCAAUAGAGAAGCUGCAAGUUGAAAAAGAUACCACUGUAAAGCACAUCGAAAAACUGGAGGCCGAUGUCAAAGUCUUCGAGAAGAAUAUUACUGAAAAAGAGGCAGAAAUGAAGGAAUGGACAGAGAAGGCCGCAGAAGUGAAAACCGAUCGAGUGGAAGUUCUUCCGCAAACGAAGUACAAUUUCAGCCUGUAUACAAACGUGAGCCAUAUAAGAUGGGAUUAUGAAUGCGAGGAUGACCAAGUUAAAGGAUUUAUCGCGAACUUAAACGAUGUCAAACCAUUCUGUUUCAGUAAAAGUGAAAAAACCAAAUACGAUAUUGUUAACGCCUUGUGGGAACUUUUGGAUGGCUGACUCUAUGUUGACGGGGAAUGAAAGAAAACUCAUCCUUGGAAUAUAUAUAUGUUAUAAGCGUAUGACGUUUUUAGACAAUUUUAGAGAAUGUUUUUAGCGUGUUUGUUGUGAAAUAUUAACAAUAUUUUAUUUCACUGUUAAUUUUUCAGCUGCUUUUCAUAGCAAGGAAUUAUUUACAUGCAUUGACUAUGCAGGCUUCCCUAUCUGUUGUAGACAUUACUUUGCCUAAUAGCAUAUAUACGUAUAUAAAAGCAAUGUCUCUGAGCAUAAGUUUGAAAGUAAAAGCAAUUGUCAUUAUUUAACAAGCCUGAGGCCUUGUUCAAGUGAUUGUCAGAAAAAAUCGUAACUUUUAUUUAUUUCUUUGCUUCCAACUUGUCACAAAGCUUAUAACAAAGACACAAACUGGUACAAAGAAUGAUUAAGGUUAUUAUGUAAACUGCCUAUGAAAGAAGAAAUGCUGAAUGAAGUUACAAUAGAUA